Phycomyces blakesleeanus NRRL 1555(-) is the source of this 1035-nucleotide messenger RNA. RefSeq lists its product as hypothetical. Lineage: Eukaryota; Fungi; Mucoromycota; Mucoromycetes; Mucorales; Phycomycetaceae. Gene Ontology annotation, molecular function: phospholipid scramblase activity. The record is from RefSeq and is a predicted model, not a curated record. The transcript is spliced from 6 exons. Gene Ontology annotation, cellular component: plasma membrane. The annotation marks the transcript as partial. Gene Ontology annotation, biological process: plasma membrane phospholipid scrambling.
GCGAAUGUUCCUGUUCAUAUUCCCUCUCAACCAGGCGAGGUUCUUCAACCUCAUUCACCUGGAGCAGCUGUCUUGACAAAAUCUGCGCUCGUGGUUGGAAGAGAGUUGGAAAUGAUGAACGUAUUUUUGGGUUAUGAACAGGCAAACAAGUAUAAAAUCAUGGAUCCAGAAGGCAAUCAUGUUGGUUAUAUCGCUGAGGAGGAGGGAUUUGGAAAGUCCCUGUCUCGUCAAUUUCUUAAGACCCACAGACGCAUGAAUGCGACCAUUCUUGAUGCACAAGGACAAGUUGUUUUCAAGAUCGUUCGUCCGAUUUCACUCAUCAACAGCCGGAUAUUUAUCUACACUGCAGAUGAUGAAUUGAUCGGUGAAGUACAACAACGAUGGAACCUGGUCAGAAGAAAAUACGACUUGUUUACAGGUACAAACCAGUUUGCUACUAUUGAUACACCUUUUCUCGGAUGGGACUUUACUCUUCAAGAUCAGAACGGUGGCACCCUUGGAAAUGUCAGCCGAAACUUUGUUGGUUUUGCUAGAGAGAUUUUUACAGAUUCUGGACAGUAUGUAUUGCGUAUGGAUGCAAUGGAAGACAGUUCAAGAGGCAUGACAUUGGAUGAACGCGCGGUAACUCUUGCAUGUGCCAUCUCAAUCGAUUUCGACUACUUUUCACGCCAUUCAUCACAUGGUUCUGGUGGGUUCUUGCCUUUCCCAAUCUUCGGAAUGGGUGGGGGCGAACACAGAGAAGCCGAACAAGAACAUCAACCAGGAGUAGAUAUUGGACCGGCUGGUGCUGCAGGGAUUGGCUCCGGUGCAGCAGGGAUUGGCUCUGGCGCAGCAGGAAUGGGUUCUGAUGUCAGUGGAAGCCAACAACAGGACAAUUCGCCAUUUUCGGAUCCUUAUUCUCAACAGGGAUCUGAGGGUACCACAAAUGAAUAUGGAGAUGUCUGGUUGAGUGAUAAAGAGGCAGGUGUAGACUCUCCAGAGGAUGGGGCAAGUGGGAUUCUUGACAGCCUUUCUGACUUCUUUGGGAGCGAUUAA